AUGUUUGCAAACGCGCGAGCGAAAAGACGUCCCAGAGCCACUUCUCCUACGCCUGCAAGGCUAACUAGCUAUGCUCCGGCUCGAGUAGAGAUCACAGAGGAACAGCGACAAGAUAUCCAUGAGGCUUUUAAACUAUUUGACUCUGACAAAGACAAUGCAAUUGAUUAUCAUGAAUUGCGGGCUGCUAUGCGUGCCUUAGGGUUUAAUGCAGAAAAGUCAGAAGUUCUGAAAAUUCUACGCGACUUUGACAAAACUGGAAAGGGAUACCUUCAAAUGGAGGAUUUUGUUCGCGUCAUGACCGAAAAAAUUGUUGAAAGAGAUCCUCUGGAAGAGAUUAAACGAGCUUUUGAGCUGUUUGAUGAUGAUGAAACUGGUAAAAUAAGCAUACGGAAUCUUCGUCGCGUAGCUAAAGAGUUGAAUGAAAACAUUGAUGAUCAAGAAUUGGAAGCUAUGAUUGAAGAGUUUGAUCUUGAUCAAGAUGGUGAAAUCAAUGAGCAGGAAUUUAUAAGCAUAAUGAUGGAUGAGGCUUGA
Molecule: messenger RNA, 531 nt
Organism: Schizosaccharomyces osmophilus
Lineage: Eukaryota; Fungi; Ascomycota; Schizosaccharomycetes; Schizosaccharomycetales; Schizosaccharomycetaceae
Gene: cdc31
Product: spindle pole body half bridge protein, centrin Cdc31
Exons: 2
Coding region: 1-531 (176 amino acids)
Biological process (GO): spindle pole body duplication
Cellular component (GO): mitotic spindle pole body; half bridge of spindle pole body
Molecular function (GO): calcium ion binding; microtubule binding
Source: RefSeq, a predicted model, not a curated record